UAUAAGCUCUGUAGAAAGUUUAAGAAAAACAAAAACAAAAAACAAAACAAAUAUUUAAAAUCGCAAAACAAUAAUUAAUUGUAAAUUGUGUUAAAAAUACCAAUUGAUAAGAAUAUUGGUGGAAAAGAAGAAAAGAUAGAAGAACCUUUUUUAUUGUCUUUUUUGUCAUUUAAAUUUGAAUUUUUAAUUUUUAAUAUAAAACUAUUUUAUAUUAAAAGUUUGGAUUAAAAAAAGCAAAACUGAAACAUGCAUAGUAUGAUUGCAAGAACAGCCGCUCAUAGAACCACCAUGUCUGAUGAAGCAACAAAUGGCAGUGCCUCUCCAGCCCCUCCCACCGCUGAAUUAGCUGAGAUGGCUUUAGAAGAGCCAAAAGUAUCAUUCCAAGAUCAAUUUAAGGCCUUUUCGAAAUUCGGUGAUACCAAAUCCGAUGGUAAAUUGAUCACACUAUCACAGAGUGACAAAUGGAUGAAACAAGCUAAAGUUAUCGAUAAGAAAAUCACCACCACCGAUACUGGUAUUCACUUUAAAAAAUUCAAGGCCAUGAAAAUCUCUUAUGCUGAUUAUAAUAAAUUCCUGGAGGAUUUGGCUAAAACCAAAAAGGUUGAAUUGUCUGAAAUUAAAAAUAAAAUGGCUUCAUGUGGAGCUCCGGGAGUAAUGCAAGUAUCGGCUGGCAAAGCUGCUUCUGCUGUAGAACGUUUAACUGACACAAGCAAGUAUACUGGAUCUCAUAAGGAACGUUUUGAUGCCACUGGCAAGGGUAAAGGUAUUGCUGGACGCAAAAAUAUUGUUGAUGACUCUGGCUAUGUUUCCGGCUAUCAAAAUAAGGAUACCUAUCCUGCUACUGGCAAUUAAAUUUUUGUAUACAUUUAUAAUGGACUCUUAUAAAUUUAAAAUCAAAACAUUUUUUAUUAUAAAAUUUUACUAAUUUAUAUAAUAUUAGCUACAAACAACAACAAAAAACUUAUAUUUAAGCCUCAACAGUUUAGUUAAGUAAGUUAAAUGUAAAUUCCUUUCCACAGAAGCACAAUUUUAUUUUAAUUUUUUGUUUAAGUUAAACAUUUUAAUUAAUUUUUGAGUAAUUUUUCAUUGUUCUUUAAAUUGUUUUGUUUCUUUAAAUAAAUUGUGAUAAUUUUUAUUUAGUGUA
Lucilia sericata (common green bottle fly) is the source of this 1144-nucleotide messenger RNA. It is a transcript of the gene ringer, whose product is annotated as tubulin polymerization-promoting protein homolog. Gene Ontology annotation, biological process: positive regulation of protein polymerization; microtubule bundle formation; microtubule polymerization. Gene Ontology annotation, molecular function: tubulin binding. The coding region runs from base 247 to 852 and encodes 201 amino acids. Gene Ontology annotation, cellular component: microtubule. The record is from RefSeq and is a predicted model, not a curated record. NCBI's taxonomy places the organism in Eukaryota, Metazoa, Arthropoda, Insecta, Diptera, Calliphoridae. The transcript is spliced from 4 exons.